AGUCCCUGUAAGUUGUACGACUGAGUACUCUGACUGUUUGAAAAGACUUGGCUUCAAGACACUUAACUCAUGCACAGUCAAAAAAAAGAUUCUGUUCAGCUGCAGCAUAUGUGACCAAAGUUUCACCUGGUACAAACAGCUCAGGAACCAUCAGUGUGUUGGUGGUCAGAGUCAAACUGAGGAGAACAGAGAGAACGCUGAAGACAUUGAAACAGAAGCUGAUGAAGAGGACUGUGGAGGACCAGAACCAGCCAGGAACUCACAACCACUUUUACAACCAGAGACUGAAGACCAGACUGGAGACUCUUUGGGAUUUCAAACAAAGGGCGGUAAUGAUGAUGAUCAGACUGACCCCAGUCAUUCUCAGUCAACUCCGAAAAGUAACAAAGUCCCUGUGAGAUGUACAGAACAGAAAACAUUCAGCUGUUCGGUUUGUAAGAAAUGUUUCAAAUACAGAGGUUUUUUUGUGAAGCACAUGAGAACGCACGUGAGAGAGACAACGUCCUCCGUCAGUGACACUCAGACACAUCACAAAACUGCAGAAGCAGAAGACACUGAAGACAAGACUGGAGACUCUUCUGAAUUUAAAAUGGACGUCAGUGAUCAUUGGACCAAACCCAGUGAACUUCAGCCAACUCUUAAAUGUAAUAGGGUCCCUGUGAGCGGUAAGAGACCUACAACUGGAAACAGGAAACAGUUCAGCUGCUCGGUGUGUGGGAAAAGAUUUAGCAACAAGACAAGUCUUAAAAUACAUAUGAUAACUCACUCAACCGACAAACCGACAGUUUGUGGUAGAAGUUUUUCUCAGAAGGGGAACUUAGUUUGUCACAUGCAACGCCACACAGAAGAGAAAAAAUACAACUGUACAGUUUGUGGGAGACGUUUUAAAUUCAAAGAAGAUUUCGGGCAACACAUGAAAAUCCACAAACCAGAGACACAGUCUACUUCCUGUGUUAGUGCCGCAAAAAAGCAGCCGGGGGAGAGCUUCAGUCUGAACCGGGAAGAGCCAGAAUUUAGGAACCCUGAUCCACAUUUACAACCCAAAGACAAGACUGGAGACUCUUCUGAAGUCAGCAAUGGUUUGAAAGAGAGCCCAGGACGGCAGUUUGGUUUGAUGUUUUGGAAAAAUACUGAAGUCCCAGCGGAGAAAGCACAUAGCUGCUCUUUAUGUGGCAAACGUUUUAUCAAUGAGUGUACCCUGAGAGACCACAUGAUACAGCACACGGACACGCCGUUCAGCUGCUCCGUUUGUGGCAAAGGUUUUUCUCAGAAGGAGACGCUAGAGCGUCACAUGCCACAUCACACCGGAGAGAACAACUACAGCUGUACAGUUUGUGGGAGACGUUUCAGGUUCCAAGGAGACGUCGGGAGACACAUGGCAGUCCACGCAAAAUACAAACCGACAGAGCGAGUUGGCAAUGUAUCGAUAGAGAGCAGAGAACCGCAGUCAACUUUAAAGUCUCAGAAACAUACAGACGUCCAGGCUGAGGAUUCACUCAGCUGCUCUUUUUGUGGCAAAACCUUUACCCGUAAGUUCUGCCUGAAGGUCCACAUAAGACUGCACACGGGAGAGAAACCGUUCAGCUGCUCCGUCUGCGGUAAGCGCUUCGUUCAGCGCUACCACUACCUGGAACACACGAGGCUUCACACAGGAGAGGGCACAUUCGACUGCUCUCUGUGCGGGAGAAAGUUCGGACACAUGUUCCGACUCAGAAAUCACAUGACCUCUCACACGGGAGAGAAGCCGUUCAGCUGCUCCGUCUGCGGCAAAGGCUUCAGAUUCAAUGGAGAACUAAAGAGUCACGCGCUGGUUCACUCGGGGGAAAAACCCUUCAGCUGCUCCGUCUGCCUACGAGGUUUCCGUCUUAAGUUUAUGUUAACAAGUCACAUGACAAUCCACAGCGGGGAGCUCCCGUUCAGCUGCUCCUUCUGUGGGAGAAGAUUCCGGCAAAAGGGAAAUCUGAAAACACACAUGAAGAAGCACGAGACGGAAGCAGCUCCGGCUGCAGAGUUAAAGACAAAAGGAUAACUCGGUGGGAGAAGAAGAAAAACAGAACUUUCUGAUAGAUGUCCCCAAAAAAUGGGGAAUUCCAGUGUUGCAGCUGCAGAAUACCGAACACGCAGCAAAAAUACAGAAUAUACAUGAAAUAACAGGAUGCAAUUUAAGAACAGAUCAUUUAAAAUAUAUACAACUUGGGAAUGAAAAUAUACAACUGUUACACAACUGUACCAUCAUUAAUAACGCUGUAGGUAAAGUAAAUAUCGUGUU
Etheostoma cragini (Arkansas darter) is the source of this 2269-nucleotide messenger RNA. RefSeq names its product gastrula zinc finger protein XlCGF57.1-like. Gene Ontology annotation, biological process: regulation of transcription by RNA polymerase II. Gene Ontology annotation, molecular function: RNA polymerase II cis-regulatory region sequence-specific DNA binding; DNA-binding transcription factor activity. The record is from RefSeq and is a predicted model, not a curated record. The transcript has a single exon. Bases 476 to 2029 code for a protein of 517 amino acids. Lineage: Eukaryota; Metazoa; Chordata; Actinopteri; Perciformes; Percidae.